Brugia malayi is the source of this 915-nucleotide messenger RNA. RefSeq lists its product as uncharacterized. Gene Ontology annotation, biological process: COPII-coated vesicle budding; protein import into nucleus; positive regulation of TOR signaling. The transcript is spliced from 9 exons. Bases 1 to 915 code for a protein of 304 amino acids. Lineage: Eukaryota; Metazoa; Nematoda; Chromadorea; Rhabditida; Onchocercidae. Gene Ontology annotation, molecular function: protein binding; structural molecule activity. The record is from RefSeq and is a predicted model, not a curated record. Gene Ontology annotation, cellular component: COPII vesicle coat; nuclear pore outer ring.
AUGGUGACUAUUGUGUCAAAACUUGAUACAGCCCAUCGCCUUACUAUCCAUGAUGCUCAAAUGAAUUAUUACGGUACUCGACUAGCUACUUGUUCCAGUGAUAAUUUGAUUAAAAUAUUUGAGCUAAAACCGUCAGGGCAAACGUAUCCUUCCGCUGAAUUGAAUGGUCAUACCGGUCCAGUCUGGCAAGUAUCGUGGGCGCAUCCGAAAUUUGAUAAUGUUUUAGCUUCAUGUUCCUAUGACAAACGAGUUAUCGUUUGGAAAGAGAUCUCUGGCAAAUGGCAAAGAAUUUAUGAAUGGAACCAUCAUGAUGCAAGCGUUAAUUCGAUAAGUUGGGCACCUCACCAAUUUGGUCUUACGUUAGCUUGUGCUUCUACUGAUACUGCAAUAUCCUUAUUGAUCUUCAAUAAAGCAAAAAUUUGGACACAUCAACUCAUUGCUAAAGCUCAUGAACAGGGUUGCAAUGCAGUGUCCUGGGCUCCUGCAAUGUAUUCAACAUCCCUCAUCCAUAGUGAUGGACCCGUCCUACGUAAACGAGUGGUUUCUGGUGGCAAUGAUAAUUUUGUUAAAAUAUGGAGAGAAAAGAAAGAUGGGAUUUGGGAACUAGAAAUCUCUUUGGAGGGACACACUGAUUGGGUACGUGAUGUAGCUUGGGCUCCAGUAGCAGCUCAUAACGUCAAUACAAUUGCUUCAUGUGGGCAGGACAGAAAAGUGAUCAUUUGGCGUUGUUCGAGUGUUGAUCAGCGGUACUGGUCUGCUCAAGAACUGGUUGUCUUUGAUGACAUUUUAUGGCAUGUUAGCUGGUCGCUGUGUGCUACUGUUCUUGCAGUGUCGGGUGGCGACAAUGUGAUUUCGUUGUGGAAAGAAAAUAUCCAAAAUGAAUGGAUAUGUAUUUCUGAGCCAGAAGAAAAGUGA